Molecule: messenger RNA, 1246 nt
Organism: Hordeum vulgare subsp. vulgare (domesticated barley)
Lineage: Eukaryota; Viridiplantae; Streptophyta; Magnoliopsida; Poales; Poaceae
Product: RGS1-HXK1-interacting protein 1-like
Exons: 9
Coding region: 122-955 (277 amino acids)
Source: RefSeq, a predicted model, not a curated record
AGAAUACGUGUCCAAUGGUUGAAAGCGUAUUCCAGGUGGUUCGCCAAUCUAUUUUUUCCAAAUCCAUUUCCGCAAAGUAGGUCUGGAUCCGACGCAGCCGCAACCCCACGGCGCCGCCGCCAUGACCGACGCGCCGCCCGCUCCCGCCGGCGACUCGCCGCAACCAGAGAGCGGCGGGUCCAUCUCCUCCAUGGUGGCCUCCUCCGCGUCCUCCGCGGUGGCCGCGGCCGCCGACUUCACGCGCCGGGGCGAGGCCUUCGGGGCCGACGUGGCCGCCGCCGCCAGGUCCGCCGUCGACACCGCCCACGCCCACGCCUACUCCUCCGCCAUCGCCGCGUCCGACGCCGCCAACGCGGCCAUGGCCGGCGCGCUCGCCGCCGUCCCCACCCUCACCCAGGCCGCCAAGGGAGAGCUGGAAUGGGUGAAGAAGGAGUACUUUGCUCGUGAGCAGAUGGCGUUGGGCAAGAUCAAAGAGGGUGUCAUCAUGGCCAUCGAGCAUCCGGGCAUCGCCGCAGGCUCAGCCACGGUUGCAGGGAUCGUGCUGCUCAAAAGGCCAAGGAGCUACCUAAUCCAACGUGUACGGCGUGUAUUUGUCAGCAAGGAGACCCUACUUUCUGGCAUCCAGGCUGAAGUGAAUCACAUGCGGCAAACAGUCAACCUUAUGUCGAAUGAAAGCCAAAAACUGAUGGAUCGAGCUGCAACAGCAGAAAAAAGAUUCCAGAAAGGAUGGAAUACACUCAGGGAGGAAGGGCGUGCCAUUCAAAGUGAGUUGAAGCAAAUCAGUGAUAUUGAAAACCAAGCAGUAGGUCUCAAGGGAAUUCUCGAUCAGCUUCCAAGAGCACAUGCAUCUGAAUUUCGAUCAGAGAUUUCUGGCCUAGCCUCUCAGGUCAAGAAGGAGAAGCGUGUGCUCAACUCCGCCCUCACGAAGAUUGUGAAUUAUGGCGUCCCUAUCUAACCAUCUCCACCAUUGUCCCUGUGGCCACAUUUCUUCUUUUUAACCUCAUGGAACAUGAAGUACAAGCCAUUGUCAGACCUUCCGCAGAAAAUAUCCCCCCAAGAAAUGGAAGAAACAAUAAGUUUUGUCACUACUGUAAAUGCGCUUCUGCUGCGCUUAAUUCUGACUAGCGACUGAUGACACUCUGCGGUGUCUUUGUUUACGACAUUGGUUGAUGUAACUUUAAAUAUAUGCAUUUUGGUAUGGUUUGCAGUUCUCUCUUGGGAAUAUAUACUCCAAUUUUUUGGUUUC